This is a messenger RNA of Penicillium salamii, 1629 nucleotides long. NCBI's taxonomy places the organism in Eukaryota, Fungi, Ascomycota, Eurotiomycetes, Eurotiales, Aspergillaceae. The record is from the annotation of a GenBank genome assembly.
AUGACCAGUCAAUCUUGUGUGAAGCCUUUCUCCCUUGACAGAAAAGGUGGCUCUUUGGUAGAAAAAAGUUGGUUGAAACAAGACCAUGGACGAUUUUCAUGGCUAAUGUACAAUUUCGAAAUAGACGAAGACCAGAUAAGAGGAACAGUGGAGACUGCAAACCUCGAGCUGCUAGGUCUUACCCAGCAGACAGAGCGAAGUCUAAGCACUUUCCAGAUCAUUUGUGGUGGUUGGAAUAUUUGCAACAGCUGGGCCGGCAUUGUCGGCACCCUGGCCAUAGGUAUUUCACAAGGAGGAACAGUUCUUCUUUUGUAUGGAAUUAUUAUCGUCAUGGUCAUUGUUGGACUAUGUACGGCCACUUUGGCAGAGCUUUCUAGUGUAUAUCCAACAGCCGGAGGUCAAUAUCAUUGGACUUCCAUCCUGAGUCCUGCAAAAUGCAGUCGAGUGUUGAGCUAUUGCUGUGGAGCAGUCAACAUCUUUAGCUGGAUCUCAAUCAGCGCUGGUGUCACUAUCCUCCCUGCCGAAUUUAUCAUUUCCAUGGUGGUCUACAACGACCCAACCUACAAUUCUCGGACAUGGCACUCUUUUCUGAUCUAUCAAACAGCCAACAUAGCUGUCCUAAUAUACAACAUUUUUGCUAUGAAGAGGACUUCAUGGAUCCACGAUGUUGGUUUUGUUGUGUCACUGUCUUCCUUCCUAGUCAUAUUCAUAACAUGUCUGGCUCGAGCCCCACAUAUGCAAACAUCUCAAUUUGUAUGGACAACGUUUAUCAAUCAGUCUGGGUGGAAAUCGAAUGGGGUUGCAUUCCUUACCGGACUGAUUAAUCCAAAUUAUAUUUACGCUGGGAUCGACGGUGCGAUCCAUCUUGCCGAGGAGUGUGGAAACGCAAGCACUGCUGUCCCGUACGCUCUAAUGAGCACUCUUGUCAUUGGCUUCCUGACAUCCUUUGCGUUUGUUGUUGCGAUGUUCUACUGCAUGACUGACAUGGAUGCUGUGAUCCACACAUCAACUGGCGUUCCUAUUUACGAGAUAUGGGUUCAAGCUACACGCUCCGAUGUUGCCUCAACAUUAUUCAUUUGCCUGUUGGCAUGUAUUGCGUUUUUCUCUUUGAAUGGGUGUCAACAAACAGCAUCUCGUCUAACAUGGGCGUUUGCUCGGGAUGAUGCCUUGGUCAUGUCAAAGUAUCUCGGGGUCAUCAAUUCGAGAUUUCAAGUUCCAAUAUGUGCUCUGUGUGCAAACUCGGCAGUGGUGUUCAUCAUCGGCUGCAUCUACCUUGCAUCUUCCACUGCGUUCAAUGCCUUGAUUGGCACCGGCCUUGUUUUACAACAAAUAUCGUUUUGUUUCCCAGCAGCUCUGCUCCUUUACCGUCGUCGAUCUUCGACUUACCUACCUUCCACUCGAUCUUUCAAGUUGGGUGUUCUUGGGUGGGUUGCUAAUGUUGUUACCGUGGCGUUUGGCUGUGUUACGUUGAUUUUCUACAGUUUUCCAUCUGAGAUGCCAGCAACCGGUGGGAAUAUGAAUUAUACAUGCGUUGUGAUCGGGACAAUGGCUGUGUUUUCACUGGGCAAUUGGUUCCUCUACGCAAGAAAAUACUAUCAGGGUCCACGACUCCCUACAGAUCAUACUUAA